CAGAACAUCGCGGACGUCACCUGAUCUACAAUCGUAUAUGUCGCAAGGUGUUGGUAUAUGAGACCGCUGGCCAUAACAUCCACUGCAUUUUCCCGAAUACACCACUGUGCACUCCAGUGUGAGAUACGCCAUCUACAUUAGGGGUUAUCACCCUGGAGCCCCGACUCAGUAUUCUGUUAUUCGUCACCACCAGGAUAUAAAGUGUGACAGGUCUGUUUCUCUAGGACUGAACGAUGCCGAUAUUCCAGACAUGCGCAGUGCUCCUAGACGGCAAGAAGGAAGUGUACCGGAAGGGAGAGACGGUGGCGGGGUCUUUAGUGCUGGACGUCACAGAGAAUGUCAUAGUGAAGGGGGUAAGAGUUUACCUGUAUGGGGAGACGCUCGUCAAGUGGGACGAGUACUCGUCAGAAGCCUUUGGAGGAACCAAGGACUUCAUCGCAAAGGAAAAAUAUAUUGGAUUCGUUUUAACAGUAUUUGGCAAGAAACAAAACACCGAUGGGCCAAACCCCACCCUUACAGCGGGACGACACAAUUACAGGUACAAGUUCAACCUCCCAAAGGAAGGCCUACCGUCGUCUUACGAGGGCGAAUAUGGCGCCAUCAGAUUCUGGCUUAAGGUUGAGGUGGACAGGCCGUUUCCCAGCUUCGACCAGUGCUGGUACCACGGCAUCACCGUCCUGGACGACAUCAACGUCAAUGAAUCACAGUAUAAGGCACCAAUCCGACGCACGGCACAGAAACCAGUGUCUAAGGCUCUUGGAUUAGGAAAUGCUGGUUCUCUGACCUUGAACGUCGCAACUGACAGGGGAGCUUACUGUCCGGGCGAAAAGGUCGCUCUGAAAGUCGUGGUGAAGAACGAGUCAACGAAGGACAUGGGGAAACUGAAGGCUGAGUUGGAGCAGAAAGUUGUCUUCACGGCCAACAACGAGACGAAGACACUUUACAGUGUGAUCAGGAUCCUGGAAGGAUCACCUGUCAAGAGGGGAGCGGAGCAGGUGUGGAACAACCAACUGCUCAAUGUAGACGCCAUUCCACCGUCGACAAAGCCCAGGUCCUGCCACAUCAUCGUCAUCAGCUACUGCAUCAAGGUCCUGGUUGAGGUGCCUUUCGGAUUUGACCUUGAGACCAUCAUGCCCAUCACUAUCGGCACCAUCCCGUACGGCCACGCCCCUGCUGCUGGGGCACCGAGAGGGGGAGCUACUGCUAGCGGCGGUGCAGGGAUCGAUGCUUCCUCUGCGAUAACCUACACCAAAUGCAACCGUGGAUUCGAAAUGUUUGAUGGGUCGGAAGGAAAUUUUGUGAACUAUAUCUACACCCCCAUGUGUGCCUAUGUCGUCAAUUACACCUUCCCCCCUCCUCGAUCGGCCGCCACUGCUGCUGCACGACCACGCUCUCGAGAACAGACCAGGACAGUAUCGCAAGACGUGAAGGUUCCUCCAGCAGACUUUGCCCAAGCCCCACUCCAACCCUCUGCUCCUCCGAUGGCUAUGCCCCCGACUUAUGAAGAUGUGUUGAGGAAAACUGCUAUUACAGUAGAGAAGGUCGACAAGCCCUAUGGUCUACUAUUCAUUCGGUUCCAGGACGCCUGUGUCACAGAGUUCAGAGACAUCAUUGUGAGAGAACAGCGGAGUCUUGCAGAGUGUGAGGGAAACAUCAUUGCAUUUGCGCCACAGGUCAUACACGAACCUGACCAAUGGCCAACACGAACGUCUAUCGCCAUGUUGAAGUUCCCGUCUAUCGAGGUGGCAACUGAUUGGUUCAACAAGACGCUAGGGGUCGCUGAUCCAAAAUGGCUGGAAACAUGUGACGCCAUUGUUGGAGUUAUGAAGGAACAGUUCAGAAAAGCGAACCGCAUCUUUUCCAUAUCAACAUCGCGAUUAAAGGUUUUACCACAACUAAAGGCCAGGUUGACCAAGCUCCUGAAACUAUACGAUAAGACGUUACGUCCUCUCAGGAUAAGGAAGACAGGCGUGUGUCUAGUAGUGACGAGCAAGUACAUAACACUCCGAGGCAAAUGGGUAGAAGACAAUUACAGCAUCACCGCCACACAGUGGAAGAGUAUGGAUCUGUUUUACGAGUGGAAAAGCGAAACCAAAUGUGGUCCCAAUAAAGAAUGCUAUGACAUGUACAAGGAACUGUAUGACGAAAAAGAAGGCAUUGUAUUUCAAUCUGAGGAUUUGUCUCUCUUUCAAAUGACAUCCAUACAAACUGAAAAUCCGGCCAUCGAAAUUCAGUCAGAGUAUUCCCAAGCUCAAAGCGAGGCUCCAGGGGUUGAGAUCGAGGUUUCAGGGGAACGACAGACAGAAAUCACGAGAUCUGACAGUUCAGCCAUCGAAGUGCAAUCGCAGAAUAUCAAUAGUGUCGCUACCCAAACCCCAAGCGAGGCAUCAGCUGAUGGGAAUGAGGCUGAAGGGGAAGAGGAAGAGGAAGAGGAAGAAACUGCUGACAUAAAAACCACAAUAGCUAACUUACAAUAAAGUCUUGGAAGAUUCCCUACUGUUUACACAAGACAUUUGUACGGAAAGGUUGUGGAGUCUAUAGUUACGGCUUUAGUUGAUGUGUUUUACGGGAAGAAGACUGUUGCUUAAUGAUGAAUUUAUUAUGUAUGUUGCUUUAUGAUGUAUGUUGCUUUAUGAUGUAUUUAUGAUGUAUGUUGCUUCAUGAUGUAUUUAUGAUGUAUGUUGCUUUAUGAUGUAUGUUGCUUUAUGAUGUAUUUAUGAUGUAUGUUGCUUUAUGAUGUAUUUAUGAUGUAUGUUGCUUUAUGAUGUAUUUAUGAUGUAUGUUGCUUUAUGAUGUAUUUAUGAUGUAUGUUGCUUUAUGAUGUAUUUAUGAUGUAUGUUGCUUUAUGAUGUAUUUAUGAUGUAUGUUGCUUUAUGAUGUAUUUAUGAUGUAUGUUGCUUUAUGAUGUAUUUACAAUGUUUGUUGCUUUAAGAUGUAUUUAUGAUGUAUGUUGCUUUAUGAUGUAUUUAUGAUGUAUGUUGCUUUAUGAUGGUUGAUUGGAUACUGCACACGUUCACCUAUAGGAUGGUUAUUGCAAACAAAGUUCAUGUAAUUAUUACAUUACUAAAUGUAUAUAAUGUUAUGUGCAAUACCAUGUUACAAAGAUAUCUCUUGGUGAUACUCGUUCACAUACUAAUAGAGCGAAAUCAGCGAGCAUGACAUGAUAUUCAUGUGGUCACUGUGAAUCCAAGAUAAGUCUGAACUGUAAUUAGUGUGACGGUAAAAAUAGAUAAGUGUUAUUGUGAUCAGAGAUUAGUGUUACUGACAUACGAGAUUAGUGCGACUGUGAUCAGAUCAGAGAUUACAUCAAAGAGCGCAGAUGAUAUGUAACGUGUAACAACAGCAUGUCCGAUAUUUGAGUAAAGAAAAUCUCGAAUGGUAUUAAUCACAGCUUGAAUGGUUUUAUAUUCACAUUUCAUAAUGGCUGCGGGAAACAAUGAAUAUAUGACAUACGAUCUUGAUAUAUAAUACCAAGUGCCAAUGUGCUCCAUGCAGAACAGGCGAAGAUACGCGCUUAAACGUAAAUUUCUGAUUACAUUGACUAUGCUUGUUGUAAGAGGCGACUAACAGGAUCGGGUGGUCAGGCUCGCUGAUUUGGUGGAUGCAUGUCAUCGAUCCCAAUUGCGUGGAUCGAUGCUCAUGAUAUCAAUCAUUGGAUCGUCUGCUCCAGACUCGAUUUUUUACAGACCGCCGUCAUUUAGAUGGAAUAUUGCUGAGUGCGGCGUUAAAAAAAGAAAGAAAAAAAGGGUACAUUGAAGUGUCUUAAAAUCUCUCCUUAUCUAAUCUCGCAAUGUCGGCCACCAAUUGACAUUUUCAAAUCAUUUAAGAUUACAGUUCGGUGUACGUAGUACAUAUGGAAAUCAUACACAUAAUUUGUGGAUGCAUGUUCAUAUUGACUGACAUUUGUAGAUACUGAAAAGUGUCAAGUUUGACAAUUAUUGGAUUAUCUGGUGAGGAGCAAUAGGUUAAAAUUGUUGUUGUACAUGAAUUAUUUUUUAUUUUUUUGCCCGUAGCCUUCAGAACUGUGAAGCUGCAAUUAGUGAUUACUACAGACAGCCUUAGUCUUCAUACAAACUCAAAAGUUGGUCGUAAUUGGACCACUGGUUUUCUGAGGUACAGGUGGUUGCCAAACGGUUCGUAGAAACACAACCACAAACACGUUCUUGACACUACAGCGGAUCAGUGAAACACAUUCAAGAGGCCGCGGUAACAACGACAAUGCUUGGUAUUUUAACGUCAGGGUCUACGGACAAAGCAGUGCGGGUUAAAGGUACACGUGCGACCUCUAUGAUGACAUUGAGGCUGUCAUUGGGGCCAUGGUUGAAUGACAAACUUAUAUACUCGUUCGUAACCAAACAUUGCUGCGUCAUGUACUAAUAGUCCAGCUUUGUGUUUGUUAGGUCGGACAACUUUCUUGUUGCUUUUAUAUUAUGUCUGUACACCAUACAUCAGGAGUUGUGCAAAUAA
This is a messenger RNA of Haliotis rufescens (red abalone), 4467 nucleotides long. RefSeq lists its product as uncharacterized. Gene Ontology annotation, cellular component: cytoplasm. The transcript has 12 exons. The record is from RefSeq and is a predicted model, not a curated record. Lineage: Eukaryota; Metazoa; Mollusca; Gastropoda; Lepetellida; Haliotidae. Bases 234 to 2477 code for a protein of 747 amino acids. Gene Ontology annotation, biological process: protein transport.